AUGACGAUGGUCUCUUUGGAAGUUGGACCAGAAGCAACUCGCUUCCUCGUUCACGACAGCGUCUUGAGCCGUAGCGAGGUCCUUGCCGCAAAGUCCUAUCCAUUGGCCUUCGUCAAGCAAUCCGUACUUCUCCCGGAGCUGGAUCUAAACACAGCGCACACUCUGGUACACUACUUGUAUACCGGCAAAUACCAGAGUCUGAAUACACUGGCGUCGUCCGACAAAGUCAUACCCGAAGUCUACAAGCUGGGCGCAGGUGUAUACUGCGCCGCCGCUCGCUACAAGCUACCGGGUCUUGCUGAGCUAGCUCAAAACAAGCUGAAGUCCCUCGACGAAGAGAUGAGCAUCUUCGAUAUCCUUACCGUAGCGAGAGACCAUGCGUUUCCUUUGCUACCGGAAGAUGAUCUGUGGUAUCCCAGCUAUGUUGAACAGUCGCUCAACAAUGCGAUGGCGGACGAUCCAGAGCCGUUCCGAAAGCCGGACUUCAUUACGACAGUGGAGGGUAAUAGCAGGCUUCUGCAGCUCGUUUGGAAGACUGUGAUGAGCAACUAUGCCCGGGCGCCGGCGACACCGGUGGUCAAUAACGAAGAAGCUACUACUCCAACGGCCGAGCUUGUGCCGGAGCUCAACGAGUCGGUCGGUGGUGAAGACGCUGUUUCUACAACUGCGCCACCCAAAGUCGAGGAGAAAGAAGGGACUAUAGCUACACCAGUGUCCGCGCCUGUUCCAAAGGAGGAUGUUACCGAGACUCCAGUUGUAAACGACGCCAUAGUUUCGAAGCCCACUGAAGAAGUCGCCCCGAAGCUCGAAGAAGCCCAGCCAGUAGAAAAGCCAGCAACGCUCGAGCCCUUCACGGAUGAGCUGGACUUCAAGUCCUCCAAGACGUACCAGCAGAUGGGCAACAGGAAGCCGGAACAAGUCAAUAAUAGUGAUACCGUCUCAGAGACGACCAAAGCUCCUGUUCACGUGCGCUCAGACUCGGUGAUGCAGGUCGAGAAGCCGUCCGUGAUUCCCGUCAAUGGAGAGAUGAAGACCGAUGAUGCUGCGCAAGUGGAAGCUACGCCUAGCCGAGCAGAGGCCGAGCUAGAAGAGUUGGAAGCUCUUGCAAUCCAAGGAAAGAAGAAGAAGAAAAAGCAGGCCAAGAAGUCGAAGCAGGGUCUUGUCGAGUAG
Messenger RNA from Alternaria infectoria, 1170 nucleotides. RefSeq lists its product as uncharacterized. The transcript has 2 exons. The coding region runs from base 1 to 1170 and encodes 389 amino acids. NCBI's taxonomy places the organism in Eukaryota, Fungi, Ascomycota, Dothideomycetes, Pleosporales, Pleosporaceae. The record is from RefSeq and is a predicted model, not a curated record.